Perkinsus marinus ATCC 50983 is the source of this 2274-nucleotide messenger RNA. Its product is annotated as wnt inhibitory factor-1, putative. The record is from RefSeq and is a predicted model, not a curated record. The transcript has 6 exons. NCBI's taxonomy places the organism in Eukaryota, Perkinsozoa, Perkinsida, Perkinsidae. The coding region runs from base 1 to 2274 and encodes 757 amino acids.
AUGCCUGCGAUGAGCGAGUGCGUGAGGCUCAACAAGGCCUGCACUGGCGGCUGCUGCAUGUGCGAGUCGGAUAAAUGGUAUGGCGCUAAUUGUGACCAGCCUCUGUGUUGGCCCAAAUGUCGACACGGGGGCUGCGUUGCCCCCAACGUCUGCCAUUGCGAUGAAGGCUGGUCCGGACCGUCUUGUGAGAUCGCCUCCUGCAACCCGCCUUGCAAGACACCUAUAUCGAAUCCUCCGUGUGUGAACGGGGAGGCGAUCUGUCCAGAUCUCUGUAAAUGCGAGCCUGGUUGGGGAGGUCGUAUUUGCGACUAUCCCCUUUGCCAACACUGGCCGGAGCCUUCCUCUGACUGCGGUCAUGGCUACUGUGAAUCACCUAACAGAUGUGUCUGCGAUCCUGGCUGGACACACCUCGUCACGAAGGGCCAGGACGGCAUGGACGAGCUGCCCUUCUGGUGGCGCGGGCGUACUGCCUCAGCCGAAAUCUCUCCAACUGAUUUCGUCUACGGCGACACGAGAUUUGUCCAGACAUCUGAAACCUCGUACCGCUUCGACCAAUAUAAUGCUUUCAAGUGCGACAUGCCCACGAACUGCAAGAUAAUCGGCGACGGGCAUUGUGCAACAUGCGAGCCUGUCACUGGUCGAUGCCUCACUUGCGAGCCCGGGUUCUUCCUGUUGCCUCCAAUCGUGGACAACUCCACACAGUCUGCGAGAUGCCACCAGUGCAAUCUCCGAUGGCGACGGUGUCGGACUUGUUCGGCGGAGCGAUGUUUGUCUUGUGACCCGCUUUUCGUGAUGAGGGAAGGCUUAUGCGUAUCUGAGGGAGUCAUUGAAUUCUCCUCUUCUUAUUAUCACGUGCAAUCAGACGCUGAGUUCGUCGUGAUCGAAAUAGUACGGUCCUUCGAUACCGUAGAUCUCGACUGGGUUCUGAGAGGAAGUGCACACAAGCCAGUCGUCGUUGUCCAAACUGUCGACAGCAGAUCGGCGCACAGUGUGAGCGGAGCGCAGCAAAGGUUGACAGAUUUCGAGACGACUAUGGAGACCUUGGAGUUCGACGUUACUUUCGAUGCUUUCACUGACAGCCUCAGUGAAAAUGCAUUCACACUUUUGCUGAAUUCCACCAACUCGACUAGUGAUUUGAUUACCUCCAGCGGGGUCCCUUAUUCGGGAGUUUCAUGGCGUGGUGAAGCAAUGAGAACGAUCUCAUUAAAGCACUCGGUGCAAAUACCGGUUUUCGACAAUGGGGUAUACGACGCCGAAGAGAAGUUCUUUACCGUGAGGCUGGUCGUGGACUCGGAGACGACCGCCGGCUCUGUGAUGCCCAUGACUCCGUUCACUCCGUAUUUUGAGAGAAGCGACAUAUCAGCUGUACCCGGCUCCUUGGUCCAGCAUGCUCAGCUGGACGAGGCAAGGGUUUAUAUAUGGGAUAGAAGCGACACGGCAUCAGCAUCCGACACUUUCCUAAAAUCAGAUUCUCCGAUUGCUACGGGAGAGAUAUUCCGGACAGGCCCUCAAGUUGGAACGGUCAUCGAUGUCGAGUUCAUAGCGCAGAAGUGCUUGGUAGAAGCCGCUGAUGGUUGCAGUCAGCUCGGCCCGGUGGACAGCGCUAAUGAUGUCGCGCGUUUUCUCGUGAUCACUGAGCCAACAAUGAAGGGGAGCUCCGACCGUAUGCUUGGUGACGCGCUGUAUACGCGAAAGGCCCUAGCUUCGAAUGGUAUAUACAAAAGCUACUCUAUGCCCUUCAUAGCUGGUCCAUUCCGAAUCCAUAUACAGCAGUCUUUUGCUGGGCUAAAUGCUAUGUAUUACUCCUGGUCACCGGAACCAGCUGCGUAUCAACGCCCCGAUAUACUCAGAAUUGAUCACGGCCUCACACAUGACUGGCGCUCCGGUCGAGACUCUCCGAGAUAUGUCCGCUGGACGGGUUUCCUGCACUGGGACUGUCUGCGAGAUCGUUUCGAUAGACUCGGCAGCGCAGUGCCUAGUCUGUUAGGGGUGGCGGUGUCUGCGCAGAGCUGGGUUAGAAUAGCUUGGAAGAAUAUAGGAAUCGUUCUCGAGGAGUACAGAGCUGGGUACUCGUGGAUGACCGAUGACGAGUGGAACAGACCUAACAUCAGCGUUGUUCAGAGCAAGGGAUGUACCCCAGCGGUCGCGGGAGAUGGGAUCUACUGCUUCGCCAUCGCUGGUGGAGAGUGGGUUAUGAUAGCAUCGUUGACUGUUACCGCGCGCAGUAAGAAUCCCGGCACCAUUUCUCGCUUGUCAUCCUUCGCUCCUAUUUAG